Mesocestoides corti is the source of this 1188-nucleotide messenger RNA. The record is from the annotation of a GenBank genome assembly. NCBI's taxonomy places the organism in Eukaryota, Metazoa, Platyhelminthes, Cestoda, Cyclophyllidea, Mesocestoididae.
AUGGUUGUUUCAGGAAAAAUUUACGCACCUCCACACUACCAUAAAGCUCUUAGAGCUCAGUUGGCUGCCGCUUAUAGUGGAGCUUCAGUUGAACUCAUUGAGUAUUCUCCCGGAGAAUCGUCACUUCCCUCUGACCUGAAGAACUGCCCUGCUGAUGUUGCCCCCCUUUUCUGUGGUGAACACGAACAGUAUGUAACUCAGUGGGCUAAUUUCACUGACCGCAUUCUGAUGCCAUCCGUUGCCGCGUGGCUCUAUCCGAUCCUUGGCGCCACAAAAUGCAACAGGCAAGUGUUAACGAAGGCCCAGGAUAACAUUAAAAAGGCGCUCACUUUCCUGAAUGACCUCCUUUCCUCAAAGGCCUUUCUUGUUGGUGAGCACAUAACACAGGCUGAUCUCACACUUUUUUCUGUUCUUCAAGUGCUCUUCGAACACCUUCUGGAUGAGGGUGCUCGGUCUACAUACCCUAAUGUUGUUCGUUGGUUCACUGCAGUGGCCAAUCAACCUGAAGUCAAGAAAGUAGUUGGUGAGGUGAAACUUUGUGCCAAAACUCCUGUAUUUAAUCCAAAACAUGCACAAAAGCAGCAACACCAAAAGGGUGGCGAAAAGAAGGAGGAUAAAAAGAAGCAAGAGCCUAAAAAAAAGGAACAGAAACCCGAAAAACCUACUGGCGGUGAUUCAGGCGAAGACGAAGGGCCUCCGAAACCCUCUAAGAAUCCUGUUGCCAACCUUCCUGCCGGCACCUUUAACUACGAUGAAUUUAAAAAGGUCUACAGCAAUGAGGAUAUACAGUCAGUUGCGCUUCCUUUCUUCUGGGAAAAGUUUGACCCAACUACGGAUUCCAUCUGGUACUGCGAAUAUAAUUAUCCCGAAGAACUUAAAAUGACAUUCAUGUCGGCAAAUCUUAUUCGGGGCAUGUUCCAACGCUUAGAAAAGAUGCAGAAGUACAGCUUCGCCGUUAUGAACGUAUACGGUGAGAAUAACAAGAGUACAAUCGGUGGUGUGUGGGUGUGGCGUGGGACUGGUCUCAUUUUCGAUCUCAGUCCUGAUCUCCAAGUAGACUAUGAAUCGUACACUUGGACCAAACUUGACCCUGAGGCUCCGGAUACAAGGGCAAGAAUUGCUCCGUAUUUUUGCCGCAGUGACCGUUGUGACGGCAAGGAGGUCGCCGAAACAUGUGUUUUCAAAUGA